Aureobasidium uvarum is the source of this 2697-nucleotide messenger RNA. Lineage: Eukaryota; Fungi; Ascomycota; Dothideomycetes; Dothideales; Saccotheciaceae. The record is from the annotation of a GenBank genome assembly.
CUUUUUGGGCCAACGGACAGUAUGAAAGGACUGUUAAAGAACUUGACGCUUUCCCUGCCAUUGGGUCUUGCUGCCCUCUCUCAAGCACAGGAGACACAAUGGCCACUCCGAAGCAAUGGCGUCACUGACUUGGUUGAAUGGGACCACUACAGCUUUAAAGUGAACGGUGAACGUUUGUUCAUUUGGUCUGGAGAGAUCUCAUCAUAUACAGGNGGUUUUCACGCGCCGCGCGAUGGCGUUGUCGACUUCGAGUCUGGUGCCCACAAUAUUACCAGCCUGUUCGAGACUUGCAAGUCACUUGGUCUAUACAUUUUCUACCGUCCUGGACCCUACAUCAAUGCUGAAAGUACUGGCGGAGGUUUCCCUGGCUGGGUGACGACUGGUGCGUAUGGCUCUCUUCGUAACAAUGACACCAGAUACACUGAGGCUUGGAAGCCUUAUAUCGAGACCGUUAAUGGUAUCAUCGCUGAGCAUUCGAUCGUGAAUGGUGGCAACGUCAUCUUCUACCAGGUCGAGAACGAGUACGGCUACCAAUGGACAAACACUGCUCGCAGAACUCCCAACGAAACUGCUAUCCACUACAUGGAACUUCUAGAGACUGUUGCAAACGACACUGGCAUCAACAUGCCUACCGUGCAUAACAACCCUAAUCUAGGAAGCAAGUCUUGGUCCAUGGAUUAUGACAUCAACAAGGUUGGCGGCGAUACUUGGUUGUACGCUGUCGACAACUAUCCUUCAUGCUGGAGUUGCAACCUCCAAGAGUGUAGCUCCACCAACUCUCCGGCUCCUGACUUUACUGUUCUCGACUAUCACACCCACUUCCAGGAGACAGCACCUGGAGAUCCUUCCUUCUUAGCUGAGUUUCAGGGUGGUUCUUAUAACCCUUGGGAUGGCNNCCCCGCUGGCGGAUGCAGAAACAAUACCGGACCUGACUGGGUGAAUGUGUUCUACAGGAAUAACAUUGCCCAAAAGGUUACUGCUCAUAACAUGUACAUGUUAACCAACUGGGGCGCCCUGGCAUUCCCAUUAGUUGGCACUAGUUACGAUUACUCUGCGCCAAUUCAAGAGGAUCGUCUUAUAGGUGACAAAUAUUCUGAGGCAAAACUGCUCGGCUACUUCAUCAGAUCUGCUAAAGAUCUCCCUCUAAUCGAAAGAGGCACCAACGGUACCAAUCUCACCACCAACGCUAAUGUCUUCACUCAAGUUCUGUACAAUGUCGAGAACAAUGCUCGAUUUUAUGUUGUCAGACAUGCAAACACAACACUGCAGACUUCUCUCUCCUUCAAGCAAAACAUGACUACCUCUCUUGGAGAAUUCCAGGUGCCUCAGCAUGCUGCUGACAUUCGCAUCAAUGGAAGAGAAUCCAAGAUUCUUGUUUCGGACUACAAUGCUGGAGAUCAGAAGAUUGUCUACUCUACUGCCGAAGUCUUGGCUGUGUCUAUACAGAGUGGUAAACCCAUCAUUGUCUUCUGGGUACCGACAGGAGAAAGUGGCGAAUUCUAUCUCAAGGGCGCCCAAUAUGGAAGCGGCGACACUCUUGCUCUAGUCGGCGAUUACAAUGGAACCACUCCCCUUGAAGUCUUUGCUGCAGGUGUCAAGAAGGUCACCUUCAACGGCGAGUGCGUCACUGUCAAAGGUUCCGGCUAUGGCAGUCUCAAGGGAGAGCUUAGUCAGGACAAAGUCACUGUAACAUCAUUGUCUGCUUCCCUUCCUGCGCUAUCUCAGUGGAAGGUCGCGGACGGUCUUCCUGAGCGUGAGGCUGACUAUGAUGACUCGAGAUGGAUGGAUGCCAACCACACUACUACGCCCCACUGGAACAAGCCUGCAACGGAUCAUAUUCUCUAUGCCGACGAGUAUGGCUUUCACGGCGGAAACAUUCUCUGGCGUGGGCGCUUCAAUGGAACAAGCAGCGGUAUGUUCCUGAACGUCAUCGGCGGCACCGGUAGUGGUUGGUCAGCUUGGCUCAAUGGCAAGUUCGUCGGUUCGACUUUUGGCGACAUCAAGCUUUCGCAGACCAACCAAACACUCAAGUUCGGUGACGCUGUAAAGAGUGGAGAGAACGUUUUGUUCAUUAUCCAGGAUCACAUGGGCAAAGAUCAGACUACUGGUGCCAUCAACCCUCGCGGUAUCCUCAAUGCCACUCUUGCCGAUGGUGCGAAGUUCACUUCCUGGAAGGUAGCAGGAAAGGCUGGUGGCGGCGCGAACAUCGAUCCUAUCCGCGGCCCCUACAAUGAAGGCGGUUUACACGCCGAGCGUCUGGGUUGGCACCUUCCCGGCUUCGACGACAGCAAGUGGGCUUCCAGCUCGCCGUCUACUGGUCUCAAUACUGCAGGAGCAAGUUUCUACCGCACCAUCCUUCCUCUCGAUCUUCCCAAAGGCCACGACAUCUCUCUCGCUUUCAACCUUCACGCAGCCAAGAGCUCGAAGCUGAGAGCUCAGCUUUACGUCAACGGAUAUCAGUUUGGCAAGUUCGUUCCUUAUAUCGGUAAUCAAGUUGAGUUCCCGGUUUUCCCUGGUAUCUUGGAUUAUCAUGGUAACAAUACUAUUGGGUUGUCGAUUUGGUCUCAGGAUGAUGUUGAUGCGAGUGUUUCUGUUAGUGUUAGUGUGCUUGGUGUACAUGCUUCAGGGUUCGAUGUUGGCUUCGAUUCGGAUUACCUCAGACCUGGAUGGACGAAGGAGAGGUUACAAUACUACUAA